Triticum turgidum subsp. durum (durum wheat) is the source of this 1116-nucleotide messenger RNA. NCBI's taxonomy places the organism in Eukaryota, Viridiplantae, Streptophyta, Magnoliopsida, Poales, Poaceae. The record is from the annotation of a GenBank genome assembly.
AUGGCGGCAUAUCAGUGCGAGCUUUCUUCAGCCAUCGUGGCCGAAUCCGAGGACAGGUCGUUCGUGUUCAAGGUGCGUGUAUACUCAAGGGCCAAGCAGCUGCUCAAGUGCGGCGAGUGCGUCACCUCGCCCCCGUUCACCGUCCAAGGCCACGACUGGGUGCUCAUGUAUUACCCCAACGGCCGCUUGGCAACAGGUGCUGCUGCAGGUUACAUGUCCCUGGUUCUUGACACCGCCGACGGCAAGGAUGUGACCGUCAAAGCCAGGAACAUCAGCGUGCUUGACAAGAAUGGCCUGCCAGGCCGCUACUACGGCACCAUGUUUGAAAACAUCAUGUUUGAGACGCCUGUCUCCUUCACCAGCAGAAAUUCGUAUCUGUGCCUCAUGGUCAGGAAGGCAGGCUUGGAGCACUCAGGGGACAUAAUAGAGGACUCUUUCAGCAUCAGAUGUGAUCUCACUCUCAAGGAUAUCGGCGAGCAGUUUGUCGUGGUCCCUCCGAGCGACAUGCAUCUGCAUUUCGGCAGCCUUCUGGAGAGCAUGGAUGGAGCCGACGUCGCCUUUCUUGUCGGCGGGGAGAAGUUCUCGGCUCAUAGGCUCGUGCUUGCUGCCAGGUCAUCCGUGUUCAGGGCAGAGCUCCUCGGCGCCAUGAAGGAGAAAACCGACAGCCUCAUUGAAAUCAGUGACAUGGAACCUCAUGUGUUCAGGUCCCUGCUCCAUUUCAUAUACACCGACUCGCUGCCUGAUCUUGAGAUUGAGAUGGCCAGCGAGCAAGGUGAAGCACAUGGAGGAGAUGUGGUGAUGGCUAGCCAUCUACUCGUGGCAGCAGACAGGUACGACAUCGAGAGGCUGAAACUGAUAUGCGAGCACAAGUUAUGCAGCCACAUUGAUACCAACAUGGUGGCGACAAGUCUGGCCUUGGCCGAGCAGCAUAGGUGCCAUGGGCUUAAGGUAGCUUGUCUACAGUUCCUUGCUUCUCCUUCCAAUUUGGAGGCCAUGAUGGCGAGUGAUGGCUAUCAGCAUCUCAAGAGGAGUUGCCCAUCUGCCCUUAAGGACCUAAUUGCUAGUCUCCUGCCGGUCACAAUGAAAGCGGCCAAGGAUAUUAUCAUGGAAAUUUAA